AUGGGUGGAUGGAGUCCAAUUCCAAGCUCUGAUGAGACUGAGACCGUCCAGGAUCAGGGUUCAAAGACCGCAAAAGACCAGAUCCCAAAGAUCGCCAAAGAUGUCACCCAAUUGAUUGGCAAGACCCCGUUGGUGUACCUGAACAAGGUGGUGGAUGGCUGCGAGGCGCGUGUCGCUGCCAAGCUUGAGAUAAUGGCGCCCUGCUCCAGCGUCAAGGACAGGAUUGGUUACAGCAUGAUCGCUGAUGCGGAGGAAGGGCCCGAUCACCCCUGGAAAGUUCAUGGGUCGGCCUGGGUGCAGAGCGUCCUGAUCGAGCCGACGGGCGGCAACACGGGCAUCAGGCUGGCGUUCAUAGCGGCGGCCAAGGGGUACAGGCUGAUCGUGGCGAUGCCGGCGUCGGUGAGCACGGAGCGGCGCGGCGUGCUGAGGGCGUUCGGCGCGGAGGUGGUGCUGACGGACCCGAUGCUGACCAUGGACGGCGUGGUGCGCAAGGCGCAGGAAGUGGCGGCGCGGACGCUGGGCGCGCACGUGCUCCAGCUGUUCGCCAACCCGGCCAACCCCAGGGCGCACUACGAGACGACGGGGCCCGAGAUCUGGACCGCCACCGCGGGCAAGGUCGACGUCCUCGUCGCCGGCAUCGGGACCGGCGGCACCGUCACCGGCGCCGGGAGGUACCUCAAGGAGAGGAACCCUGCCAUCAAGAUUUACGGCGUCGAGCCGUCGGACAGCGCCGUGUUGUCCGGAGGGAAACCUGGUCCGCACAAGAUUCAGGGCCUCGUCGCCGGCUUCGUUCCCGGCGUGCUCGACGUCAGCCUCCUCGACGAGGUCUUCCAGGUCUCCAACGAGGAAGCCGCCGGCAUGGCGAAGCAGAUCGCGUUGGAAGAAGGGCUACUGGUCGGGAUAUCGUCGGGUGCGACCGCGGUCGCCGCCAUCAGAGUCGCCAGGAGGACCGAGAACAGGGGCAAGCUCAUCGUCGCUAUCUUCGCGAGCUUCGGCGAGCGAUACCUGUCGUCGUUCAUGUACGAGUCCCUCAAGGACGAGGCUGAAAGCAUGGCCUUCGAGUCAUGA
This is a messenger RNA of Miscanthus lutarioriparius, 1068 nucleotides long. The record is from the annotation of a GenBank genome assembly. Lineage: Eukaryota; Viridiplantae; Streptophyta; Magnoliopsida; Poales; Poaceae.